UCGGGAGAUCAACCACAGCAGCACAGUCAGUCAUGCAGUCCUGCGGUUCUGCUCUCUGUAUCCUGAUCUUCCUGGUCUCUACAUUCACUACUGCUUCUAAAUCAAAUUCUCGUUCAGUGACGGUGAAGUUUAAUGAGACGGCCACUCUGCCCUGCUCUGGGAGAUGUUCUAGUCUGGCCAGAUGGACUGUGUCCAAUAAACCCACUGAUCCUCUGGCUGAGUGUGAUCAGACUUCAUGUAGAUCAGUGAAGGAGGGAUAUCAGAUGAUCCAUGAUCAGUACCUGAAGGGGAAUCUCUCUCUCAUCAUCACUAACGCUGAUUUCAGUAAAAGAGGCUGGUACACAUGUGACUGUGAUAAAAAAGACGUCUGUGAUGUGUGUCUACAGAUUGAGCCCUUGAAUACUACAGUUCAGAUAAAGCCUGGUGAACCUCUGCUAAUGAAGCUGCACAUAUCAGAUCCAGUGAAGGUGCUUUAUAACAGCACAGGCACAGCUGGACCAUCCAGUGGUCAGAUCUGUACAGUGGAUGGAGGCUCACUACAGUGCAAUGCUGAAUAUAAACAGAGAAUGGCACUGUUCUCUACUCUUGAGCUGAGAGGGGUGAAGCCAUCUGACAGUGGAGACUAUAUAAUUAUGGAUAACAGGAAUGAGGAGGUCAUUCACACCUACACAGUGACUGUCCAUGAUGACCAGCCAUGUCCAUUCAGAGAUCAGGGAGCUGUUGUACCAGCGUGGGUGUUUGCUCUGACGAUGGUUACACUAGUGGUUGUGAGUCUAGUAUUAGUGGUGAUGAUUCUGCGGAAGAGGAGAGAAAUUCAGCGGCACUGAAUUAUAACUGCAGGGAAAAUCAGCUUUAACUGAAAGAAAGAACCACAACAUUCAACGACUGACCACUGCAAUGUACAGGAAAUGAGAUAUUUGCUGUUUUUUAAGCAGGAAAGCUGCAACAUCCAAUCCAAGAUCCAAGACCACUUAUCCAAUCAGCCAAUCACAUGACAGCAUGAGUCUAGAUCUUCAGUUAAUAUCCCCCCUAAACGUCAAGAAUAGUGAAAAAUUAUGACAAUUGGAACAGA
Messenger RNA from Pygocentrus nattereri (red-bellied piranha), 1072 nucleotides. RefSeq lists its product as uncharacterized. Lineage: Eukaryota; Metazoa; Chordata; Actinopteri; Characiformes; Serrasalmidae. Bases 33 to 827 code for a protein of 264 amino acids. The record is from RefSeq and is a predicted model, not a curated record. The transcript has 5 exons.